This is a messenger RNA of Porites evermanni, 1741 nucleotides long. The record is from the annotation of a GenBank genome assembly. NCBI's taxonomy places the organism in Eukaryota, Metazoa, Cnidaria, Anthozoa, Scleractinia, Poritidae.
ACUGCGGCAGCGUUGCAGAGGAACACUCGCCCCAGUACUCACGAUUCACUGCUUCCUGUUUACGGUCAAGAAACCGUAAGACCAUUUCCAUUGCCUCACUAUCGUGCUGGUAAGGUUUCCGUUUUUUGUCUAUUCCUGUCAAAACUACAACAAAAUUCUACAAUUGAAUAAACGCCGUGAAAGAUUUAAGCACUAAUAUGACAAUGUUUAAGGACUUCCGGCGCUUGAAGUUCUUAUUUUCCCUGUCGAAAAAUAGGCAGAUCCCAGUUCCCGUUUCUUGCCUUCCAAGGCUUUCUUACUGCCGAAUGUUUGCGUUUUUAUUGACCCAGACGAGAGAGGAAGGGUUAUUUCAUGGUCAAAAGAGUAUUUUUUCUAGCGGGACAACCGCGGGAAAUCACGAGCUAGCCAGGAUAGGAUUCGGUUUAUUUUGCCCGCUCGAAUUCAGUCGUAUUAUAUAUUUAAUAUGUAAUAUUUAAUAUUUUGCCCGCGCGAAUUCAGUCGUAUUACAGAAAGCCUUGUAAAAUAAAAAGGGUGAAGUGGCACCUUUCUUCUCGUCUGUAAUCAUGACUUUUCCAAUUGUUUAUUUCCUCAUGUUUUGUUUCGGCAAAGUAUGUAAUAUUGCAUCGUGAAAAGAGGGUUUGUAACAUUGGGAAAGGACGAAAUCUAGUUUAAGACUUCGUCCCUUUCGCUGUAUCAUCAUGUUACUUGUGGAAUUCUAAUUCCUUCUGUUGUCCCCUUUAGUGGAAGUUCCUAUUUCUGUGGCGCAUGGAUUCAGUGAAGACGCAUCACUGUUCAGCACCCACCAUCACAGCACCCCAUCCACCAUCUUUACCCCUGGAAGGUCCUUGGGUAGCGAACCGUAUCCCGGUGGUUCUGGUAUGUCUACCUUCACACAUCCGCCUGAAAUGCGGGAAUUUUGUCCCCCUUACGGAACGCUGAGAAGACCACUGCAUGGAUUACAACCACAAACUACAAUUCCAUCGGCGUCUAAUUUUAGCAGUUUGGGUGUGUCUACAAUCACUCACCCGCUAAGAAUCCAAGAAGCGCCAAGACCGUCACUCCAUGGAUUGCAACACCAAAGUACGAUACCAGACGUUCCGAAUCUUGCUGGUUAUGGUUUAUCUACCAAAUCCAAGAAGCGCCAAGACCGUCACUCCAUGGAUUGCAACACCAAAGUACGAUACCAGACGUUCCGAAUCUUGCUGGUUAUGGUUUAUCAACCGACACCCUCCCGUUACAAACCCCAGAAUUACACGCCUCGUAUGGAACGCCUAGUCCGUCACUGCGUGAAUUGCAACCGCACCAUACAUUUCUAGACGCUUCUUAUCUUAGUGGUAGUGGCCUGUCUACAGUCACCCACCCCCCAGGUAUCUCCGGACGUUCUUCCCCGUUUGGAACAAUAAGACCGCCACAGUAUGAGCUGCAACCGCAAAGUACAAUUCCAUCUGAUCCGCAUCUUAGUGAUCCUGCUACGUCUUCAGUCACACACCCGUCAGUAAUCCCAUUUCCCUCGUAUGGAACCCUAAGACCCCAUCUGUAUGGACCGCAGCUGCAAUGUGUAAUUCCAGGCGAUUCGCAUCGUAGCGUUCCCUUUGCGUCUUCCGUCACACACGGGCCAGUAAUUCCUGGACGUUUUUCUCCGUAUGGAACGCUGAGAUCACAUCCGCCUAGUUCCCAAAGUACAAUUUCAUUUAUGAGCUGGCGGGAGCAAAAUGCGGACGAUGAAACUGAUAGUCCUUAA